GAACCCGAAUGGGGGCCCUAACUUUUGUCGCCUGACAGUUUUGCAGUCCAUGCCAUGUGAUGGAAAUAUAACAAUUGAUUCAGGUCCGACCGCCACUUACAUGACCACAGACUACAUCAGACCAACUCUGAAGACGCCGAAGCUGCACGCGAUAGCUUGUGAGAAUGCCCUCAUCCACUCAUUUUGUAUUGGUGAUUAUCGUCUGCUUACUCCUCCUCGUCGGCCCAGCGUCAGCAUUUGGAGCCGGCGAGGUGCCCGGGAGCAGCGAGUUCAAGGGUUACGUGUGGCGCCAUGGGGACAUUACCGAGGUCAUCAGACACCUCCCCUUCAGCUUCAUCACCAACCACCGUUUCACUCAGCUGCAGCGCAAGCAAAUCUACUUUGGGAAUUGGCUGCGCGACUUUUCCCAGGUCAUCGACACCACAUGCCUCGAAAAUGUUCCCGAGCCCAUUCUGCGCGCUAUUGUCUCGGUAAUGGGGUUCAUGGAGUUUGGCUUUGCGACGGAUGAAUUUGACGUUACCCGAAACCGACUCGGCUGCUACACCCAUGUUGAGCACAUAGACAACCCCAGUGGUUAUGCAGACAAUGCCAAGGAUGUUGACGAGCGCCUGAGAGGCCCCGUAGAUCCAAGAGAGCUGGAGACCGACCCCAAGACGGGUAUGAAGAACUACAUCGCCAAGUCGGGCCAUGGAUGGGCUACGUCUACCGACUACAUCCGGGACCAGCUCGAGCAGUGCAUCACGCUGGGACGGAAAGGGCGUCAUAAGGAUUCGGCCGCACAAAAAGAGUCCUUCAUCCAUCUUGGCGCCGCGCUCCACACCCUCGAAGACUUUUCUGCCCAUAGCAACUUCACCGAGCUAUGCUUACUCGAGCUUGGAAUAGACGAGGUCUUUGCCUUUGUUGGUGACGAAUGCAGGGUCGAAAUUACCGGAAGGACAGGGAGGAAAGUGCCACCCAUCGUCACGGGGACAUUUGGCAUGCUCGACAUAUUCCACAGUCUGCUUGGCGAGGCUGACGACAUGGCGAUCUUGCAAUCGAAAGGCUCCCUGGGUGAACUGGAGAAGAAACUCAACUACGGUGGCAAGGCCUUUGAGCAAUUGUUUGACCUUGUCAAGGCCGCCAUUCAAGCCGUCAGCAAUGUUUCCAUCGGCGAGAACCCACUCCUGAAACAGCUCGAGACCGUGGGCAUGAUCUUCAAGAAGGCCAAGGAGGAUUCGUUGACGUCGGAUUCUGGCAACGGCUCCGGUAUUACGAAUCCCAACUUUCUCUGGCAGUCCAUCGAGCCAGUAUUCUACCUCCAUGAUCGAAUCUCGAAAUGGCUGCAAGAAGGCGACGAGACAACCAACGAACCCACAUCUGACGACUCCAACAGCCAACUUGGAGAGUACACCAAUCAAUUAGUCUACCGAUUUCUUGGUCUGAUGGUUGAAUCUUCAGUUAAGGAACUGCGAAACGCCGUCAAAGCGGCCAAGAGCAGGGUUGACGAAGAAGCAGCCAAGGCGAACUCGGCAGCAGUCUACGAAGCUGGGUCAUCCGCAUCCGACCCGAGUCAUUCAGAUCUUUCCAAGGACCAUUUCAGCAACGUGCUAAACCAACCUGCGGGCCUCGUGGCCACCGUCACAACCAAUUGGACCACGCAACAAAUCGUCAAAUGCUGGGACAACCCUAAGCUAAAUGCCAACAAGACCAUUGACGAAAUCCUCACGAUUCUGCACCAUCCCGCUUUUGUCGAGAAGAAGACCCCUAUUCAGCAAUACAUGUUCGAGACGAUCGAGAAGUGGUGGCGAGACAACCUGCCAGAUGAGCAGCAACGGCUCCGUAGCAAACUCACCAAAGGAAGCGUGCAGGCCAGGGGUCACGAGAACCACAAGCUCACGCUCAAAGAUAUCGAGGGGAAGCACAAGGGCAUGGCUGAGUUCCCGGGAUUUAGGCCCGACGUACAGCCACCGCCCAAGAAAAUCUCCUUCCCGCUGAGUUGGGCUGUCAACGAGGCAUUCAACGACUUUUACUGGCUGGUCGGGACGGCGCGUAAAAGUAUGACGGACCCGCGGGGCGCUGUGGUGGAUGUGGCCAAGGGAACGGGGGGCUUGGUCGUCAAUGCCGUACGAAUGGCGAUUACGACUCCGGCUUGGCUUGCGAGGAAAACGGCGGGGGUCGCGACCAAGUUGUGGCCGCUUGGGAGGUAACGGACUCAUUCGUAUCGGUUGGAAGGCGAUUCAGGCGUAGAGACACAAAGAUACAGACAGAAGAUGCAUAGCGAUAGAUGUACUGCCACAUAGGUUCCCUUUAACCCAACUGC
Molecule: messenger RNA, 2299 nt
Organism: Pseudomassariella vexata
Lineage: Eukaryota; Fungi; Ascomycota; Sordariomycetes; Amphisphaeriales; Pseudomassariaceae
Product: heterokaryon incompatibility Het-C
Exons: 1
Coding region: 165-2186 (673 amino acids)
Source: RefSeq, a predicted model, not a curated record